Molecule: messenger RNA, 1122 nt
Organism: Cynara cardunculus var. scolymus (artichoke)
Lineage: Eukaryota; Viridiplantae; Streptophyta; Magnoliopsida; Asterales; Asteraceae
Exons: 3
Coding region: 1-1122 (373 amino acids)
Source: RefSeq, a predicted model, not a curated record
AUGAGAGCAUUAGAACAAGAUGCAUCAGUGGAUCAACACCCCAAGGCUCGAAUUCUUCUUGGCCUCUGGAUUUUCUCUCUUGUCUCUCUUGUUAUUAUCUAUCUUGGAUCAAACAAGGAUGGAUCUUUAUCCAUAACCAACAUCACCCAUAAGUUUUAUCGUCCAAAACCACUCUCACCACCACCAUCACCAUCACCGUCACCUUCACUUUCACCUUCGCCAUCACCAUCUUCAUCACCUUCACCAUCACCGUCACUAUCAUCACGAGAUGAGUUAGAAGAGGCAUUGGCAAAAGCUGCAACUGAGAACAAUACUGUGAUCUUAGCCGUUGCGAAUAAGGCCUACACCGAAGGCGAUAAACCCAUGCUCGACAUAUUCCUAGAUGCAUUUUGGCUCGGGUUAGAUACUCACCCGCUUACGAAACACCUUUUAAUCGUCGCAGUCGAUCAAACCGCGUAUGACAGAUGCAACUUUCUAAACCUCCACUGCUACAAGCUCGAGACGGAGGGUGUCACCUACGAUGGCGAGAAGCUUUUCAUGUCAGACGAUUUCAUAAAAAUGAUGUGGCGAAGAACACUCUUUCUCGGCGAUGUUCUUAAGCAUGGCUACAACUUCAUAUUCACGGAUAUGGAUGUAUUGUGGCUACGGAAUCCAUUUCCAAGAUUAACAAACGAAAGCUUGGAUCUUCAAAUCAGUGUCGAUAACUUUAACGGCGAUCAGUGGUCGGACAAUAACCCGAUCAACACGGGUUUCUACAUGAUCAGAUCGAACGAAAAAACGAUUGCAUUGUACGACGAAUGGUACGACGAGAAAGACCGUUCACCGGGAAAGAAAGAACAAGAUGUGCUAUUCGAUCUUAUGCGAAAGGGGGCAUUUAAAAGGUUAGGCCUUCAGGUUAGGUUUUUAGACACAAUAUUUUUCAGUGGAUUUUGCCAAAAUAGUAGAGAUGUGAAUGUGGUAUCCACUAUUCAUGCCAAUUGUUGCCGGAGUAUUAGAGCCAAAGUCUCCGAUCUCAUCGCCGUUCUUCAUGAUUGGAAGAGGUUCAAGGCGUCCUCCGGCGACGUGUCCAAUUUUAAAUGGUCGGAGCAUAUUGCUUGUAAGAAUUCUUGGCACCGACGAUGA